Rubroshorea leprosula is the source of this 1191-nucleotide messenger RNA. NCBI's taxonomy places the organism in Eukaryota, Viridiplantae, Streptophyta, Magnoliopsida, Malvales, Dipterocarpaceae. The record is from the annotation of a GenBank genome assembly.
GGCGGUGAAAAAUUUUAUAAUUUAAAAUCUACAAAAAGAACACAAAAAAUUAAAAAAUAAAAAAAAAUAAAAAAAAAAGAGUUCUCUUUCUCUCUCUCCCCCUUCCUCUCCCUGGGGCUUCGCUCUCUCUCUGUCUUUCUCCUGAGCGAUUUUCUUCAUCAUCUUCUGGGGGCUUAUCGGAUGCCGUUUUGAGCUUCAAGAUCGGCUUAAGGAAAUCAUUUCGUAUCUUCUCUAGCCCAACAGGAGAGGUGAAGAAAUGGACCAUGACAAGACCGAAUGCCAGGCUCCUCCUGAAGGCCCUAUCUUAUGCAUUAACAAUUGUGGUUUCUUUGGAAGCCCAGCUACUAUGAACAUGUGUUCCAAGUGCCACAAGGAUAUGCUUUUGAAGCAAGAGCAGGCCAAGCUUGCUGCAUCAUCUAUUGGUAGUAUUGUGAAUGGAUCAUCAAGCAGCAGCGGGAGUGAACCAGUUCUUGCUGCUGGUGUGGAUGUCCAAGUCAAUUCUGUGGAGUCAAAGACCAUUUCUACUCAGCCAUCAUCUGCAUCUGGCUCAGGGGUGAGUGCAGAGGUAAAGCCAGAGGGUCCUAACCGUUGCGCCACUUGCAAGAAGAGGAUUAGCCUAACAGGGUUCAAAUGUCGCUGUGGUGACCUCUUCUGCGCAUCACACCGCUACUCAGACAAACAUGACUGUCCCUUUGAUUACCGCACUGCUGCACGAGAUGCAAUAGCUAAAGCCAACCCAGUUGUUAAGGCAGAGAAGCUAGAUAAAAUCUAGAUAAUCUGUGGAAUUUAGUUGACUGAAGUAUGUUGCUCAUUUCAUUCCAGAAACUCCCGUUUUGGCCACAUGGCAUAUCUGCUGUCCCAUUCUAUUGUUAUAUAUGCGGGAUGCACUGGUGGUAUAGGACAUCCAUGCGCUAUGAACUCCACAUCUUUUGCUUGCUGAAGAAUUGGCAUGUUGGCAUCAGUUUUUGUCUUAAAUCUGUGAUGGUUUGGAUUCUUGUUAUGGUUAGCGUUGUAAUGUUUCAUUCUGUUUCACAUGGCUUCUCUCCGGUCCUUACUGCUUUGUUGGAACCAAUAUGUGCAAAUUUCCGGAGAUAAGAAGACAUUAUGGGUGCGAUUUGUUGGUGGCCGUGUAAAUGUCAAUCAUGCUUUUCAGUUUAUCUUCCCUCUAUUGAAUACAUACAUGUCUCAACA